AUGGAGGAUGCAGAGAUUGUUUUCGCUCAGAAGUUGGCUUCUGGAGAGCCGGUGACUCGUAAAAGAGCACUGAGAACACUGCAUGAUUGGAUACGAAAAGAAUCUGCAAGCAAAGGUUCCUAA
Anisakis simplex (herring worm) is the source of this 123-nucleotide messenger RNA. The record is from the annotation of a GenBank genome assembly. Lineage: Eukaryota; Metazoa; Nematoda; Chromadorea; Rhabditida; Anisakidae.